This is a messenger RNA of Microstroma glucosiphilum, 1833 nucleotides long. Its product is annotated as putative succinyl-CoA:3-ketoacid-coenzyme A transferase mitochondrial precursor. Gene Ontology annotation, molecular function: succinyl-CoA:3-oxo-acid CoA-transferase activity. Gene Ontology annotation, biological process: ketone body catabolic process. NCBI's taxonomy places the organism in Eukaryota, Fungi, Basidiomycota, Exobasidiomycetes, Microstromatales, Microstromataceae. The record is from RefSeq and is a predicted model, not a curated record. The transcript has 5 exons. Bases 115 to 1704 code for a protein of 529 amino acids.
CCCACCUCCGACUGGGAGCGAUUCUUCUCGCCCCAACUUGUACUUGCUUGUACACUUGCCUUUCUUUCCUUCUGUACCUUGUAGAUCUCCCUCACAUCACUCCUCGCCAUCACCAUGUUUCGUUCUGUCAUUCGCCGCUCCGUCAAUGUUGGUCCUUCGACUAGCAGGCGCGUGCCACUGCAACCACUCUCAGUCCGCCUGCUCGCUACACAAGCCGGUGGAGGUGCCGAGGUGGGUGUGGACUCCAAGGUGACCACACCGGCUGAAGCUGUCAAGGCGAUCAAGUCAGGUAGCACGGUACUCAGCUCUGGCUUUGGUCUUUGCGGAACACCAGACACACUCAUCAAGGCCAUUAGCGAGAACUCGAGCAUCACGGGACUCACCUGCGUUAGUAAUAAUGCCGGCAGUGGAGACAAGGGCUUGGGUAAGCUUCUCGGUACUCGCCAGGUCUCCCGCAUGAUCUCCUCAUUCAUUGGCUCGAACAAGACCUUUGAGAACCAAUACUUGACCGGUCAGGUCUCCCUCCAGCUGACUCCUCAGGGCACUAUGGUUGAGCGAGUCCGCGCCGGAGCCUUCGGCAUCCCUGCCUUCUACACACCGACCGGCUUCGGUACCAGUGUACAGACUGGAGAGAUCAUCACCAAGUACAAAGAGGGUACUGAGAAGCCUGAGGCAGAGGAGUGGGCUAAGCCUAGGGAGACGAGGGAAUACAACGGAAAGGGCUAUAUCCUGGAAGAGGCUAUCUACGGAGAUGUAGCCAUUGUCCAUGCCUGGAAGGCCGACAAGAUGGGCAACUGUCAAUUCCGCUAUGCCGCUUCCAACUUCGGUCCUACCUUCGGCAAGAACGCCAAGCUGACUAUCGUAGAGGCAGAGAAUAUCGUCGAGGUAGGAGAACUCGACCCCAACUUCAUUCACCUGCCCUCGAUUUUCGUGGACAAGAUCGUUCAGGCAGACCAGCCAAAGCAGAUUGAGGUCAAGACGCUGCGACAGGAGAAGAAGGAAAGUUCGUCGGCUUCGGAAGAGGACCCUUCCAAGAAGCAGGCUCGAGAGCGCCGAGAGAAUAUCGUCAAGCGUGCCGCCAAGGAGCUGAACAACGGAGACUACGUGAACCUGGGUGUGGGUAUGCCUUCCCUGGUGCCCAACUUCCUGCCAGAGGGCGUCAAGGUCGUCUUGCACUCUGAGAACGGUAUCUUGGGAAUGGGCCCGUACCCCACCGAGGCUGAAUUGGAUGCCGAUCUGGUCAAUGCUGGAAAGGAGACUGUAACUCUCAUGCCUGGAGCUGCCACUUUUGAGUCUUCGGAGUCUUUCGGUAUGAUCAGGGGUGGUCAUGUUGAUGUCACCAUGCUGGGCGCGCUGCAGUGUGGAGCUAACGGAGACUUGGCUAACUACGUCAUUCCUGGGAAGCUGAUGAAGGGAAUGGGAGGAGCCAUGGACCUGGUCAGCUCCCCGGAGCACACCAAGGUGGUGGUAUUGACGGACCAUGUUGACAAGAAUGGUCGCUCCAAGAUCGUACAGAACACCAAGCUGCCCCUCACUGGUGCCCGGUGUGUGUCAAGGAUCAUCACCGAUAUUGCCGUCUUCGACGUGGACAGGACGUCUGCUGAGGGUGGUCUGACUCUGGUCGAAUUGCUGAACGGCUCCACGGUGGAGGAGGUCAAGCAGAAGACUGAUGCAACCUUCGAGAUCGCAUCUGGUGUCCAAUAGACGAAAGGAUGGGCCCCUCGAGGUGGCUCGUUCGAAGGCAGGGGAUGUGCCGCAUUCUCUCCACUUGUACUUCGCUCUGCUGUAGUCCCAUCGUGAUCUUUCAUACUACUAUCGGCAUUGCCUCUCUGC